CAGCAUUUUAGAUCCACAAUUUAAAGAUUUAAAUUUUGCAAGAUAUGAAAAAGAGCAGAUUAUUCAAUUAAUUCAAAAUAAAUUAAAAAACAAUUCUACUAAUGAUAAUAUAAUUCCUUUAAAUGAUAAUUUAAAUGAAGAGGAUAAUAUUG
Funneliformis geosporum is the source of this 152-nucleotide messenger RNA. Lineage: Eukaryota; Fungi; Glomeromycota; Glomeromycetes; Glomerales; Glomeraceae. The record is from the annotation of a GenBank genome assembly.